This is a messenger RNA of Gongylonema pulchrum, 297 nucleotides long. The record is from the annotation of a GenBank genome assembly. Lineage: Eukaryota; Metazoa; Nematoda; Chromadorea; Rhabditida; Gongylonematidae.
AUGCCAAUUUGGGAUAAACUUGGCGAGAAAUACAAGGAUCAUUCCACAAUUCUGGUUGCAAAAAUGGAUGCAACAGCAAAUGAAGUAGAGGAUGUUAAGGUGCAAUCAUUCCCAACAAUCAAAUUCUUCCCGGCUGACUCCAAUAAGGUUAUUGAUUUUACCGGCGAGAGGACGCUGGAAGGAUUUACGAAAUUCCUGGAAAGUGGAGGAAAAGAAGGUGCUGGCUUAUCAGAUAUGGAGAAAGCCGAGGCGGAAGCAGAAAGCGAGGAAGAAGAGCCACCUCAUACAGAAUUAUAA